CAGGUCCCAACGACUCACUUCACAACUUUCACGUUUACUUAAUCCUUCCGCGCCAGCAGCAACAGCCAAAAGAUCAAUCGCUCGAUCGUCAGGGCAGGUACAGAUACUUAUUUCCCAUAGUCAAUAUUUAAUAUCGUUUUCUAAUCGGAACUGUAGUUGUACCUGUUGUCUCCUCUAGAGCUGUCAGACUAGCUCGAACCAACUGAGUUAACUCAGUCCUGUACUUCCAUGACACGUGAAGCCAAGGCAAAAUAGAGCAGAAGUUACGUAGUUCGUCCGCAUGGAGAUGAAAAUAGAGAAAAGACAAACAGCUACGUUUCUCUUGAUCCGUUUGUCGGCUUUUAAUUUUUACUUCCGAAACAAUUGAUCUGCUUCGGUAUGGGAGUUGUAGUUUUGUUUUUCUCCCCGAUCGAGUCAAGUGUGCCCAAAACUAAUACGAGAGAGUCAUGACGAGUUAUCUUUGACGCUGUAUUAGUUUUAAAAUCCCGUUUCAGUUCAAGUAUAGAAUCGAAACAGCGUUGAACUAAACGCUAUCGGACAAUAUCAACCAAAUGUUGCAUUUAUUUGUUUGAUAACCAAUGACUUAGGAUGACUCGAUUUAUUGUGCUGCGAAAUCUCCCUGUCAAAGGGUCCACUAACAAGCAAUAGUGUAUUAUAUUAAGGUUGCCAAUCUUCUGGGGUACGUUCCAUACGAAUACACGAGAUUAGUGCAAAAAUAUACGUCAAGUCACACGGUUUGUGCAGUACUCUGGACUCCAUUUCCCAUGAUUCAAGUGCAACUACAGCAGCGCAAUUCUCCUAGCGCAUGCGCAACAAAGCUAAACAGAUAUGUUGGCCAAAACAGCGGGUGAUAAAAUGCACAAGUUAAAGUCGUCACAGAGAGACAAGGUUCGGCAGUUCAUGUCCUUCACACAGGCAGGAGAGAGAACUGCCAUAUACUGCCUGUCACAGAAUGACUGGAAACUAGAAGUAGCAACUGACAAUUACUUCCAAAAUCCAGACCUGUACUAUAAAGAAUCCAUGAAAAAUUCAGUAGAUCGCAAGAAGCUGGAACAGCUUUAUAACAGGUAUAAAGACCCUCAGGAUGAUAAUAAGAUUGGGAUCGAUGGAAUCCAACAGUUUUGUGAUGACUUGAACCUGGACCCAGCAAGCAUGAGUAUAUUGGUAGUAGCAUGGAAGUUCAGAGCAGCCACACAAUGCGAGUUCAGCAAGAAGGAGUUCCUGGAUGGAAUGUCAGACCUUGGCUGUGACAGUCCAGACAAAUUGAAAGCCAUACUUCCCAGGCUAGAGCAGGAGCUGAAAGACACUGGGAAGUUUAAAGACUUUUACCAGUUUACCUUUAAUUUUGCCAAGAAUCCAGGGCAGAAAGGUUUAGAGUUAGAGAUGGCUGUUGCUUACUGGAAUCUUGUACUCACUGGUCGCUUCAAAUUUUUGGAUCUUUGGAACAGAUUCUUGCAGGAACAUCACAAGCGCUCUAUUCCCAAAGACACCUGGAACCUUCUUCUGGACUUUGGCAAUAUGAUUGCAGAUGACAUGUCAAAUUAUGAUGAAGAGGGGGCAUGGCCUGUUCUCAUAGAUGACUUUGUGGAGUUUGCCCGACCAAUUGUCAUGGGGGGCAAGGGUGGCAUGACAUAAUGUUUGACCCUCAUGAUGUGACUGGACUCCUAUCUUUUUUUUCUUUUGUGAAUGAUAAUUUUCAAACAAUAAGCCAAAAAGACACGUGCAGUACUCUUGUCUGCAAUGUUAUUGAACUUUGAGCCUGCAUAGGAUGCCUGGCUGUUCAUGGAUGAAGCUGCACCAAGAUGUUUUAUGUCCACUUCAGAAGUGAUGGUCUCCUGGUAUUUGUCACUUAUGGAGAAACAUCCAUCAUGCUGCUGUGGAGUUGGCUCACUUACAUAAAUCGUUUGCACAUGUAUGGGACAGUAAGAGUGAGCUUUUUGUGCAACAGCAGUUUGCGUCUUCCAUUUGCCAGUGGAUGAAUGGAACAGUACAUUAAAUCAUGCAUGUUUCUGUUGAAUGAAGUAGUGCAAUUGGCAAUCAAAGUGAGAAUUGAACAAAAUUUGCAGAUGGUUGUCAUUGUGUUUUUGGUUGGUUACAUGAUGAACAUUUAACUUGCUUUUUUUAACUAGUAAAUGGUUAUUCAUUUUUAACAUAAGUUGAAUACAGAGAUCUACGUUUUGUACUAAAAUUUGAUCGUUCAUCACAGUAGUGUGCAUUUCAUCUUCAAUACCAGCAGAGUUACAGUACUUAUAGUAUACUGUACUUAACCAUAAGUAGUUGUUCCUCAGUUUCAUACUACUUAAUACAAUCUUUUUCAGUAUGUUCAGAUUGUAAACCAAGUACGCAAGAAACUGGCACAUACCCUGGUGAUUGAUGACUUGCCAACUAGAUUUACGCUGUUUUCCCAUAUUUUGUUGCACUGUAAGCUGCUACAUCUUACGUCAACAUUCAUCAGUAUUUUAAAUGUAUUUUGUUGACUGUUUGAGCUCAUAGUUUGAUAAUAAAAUAUUACAGAAAAUGUCUCACGCUGACAUUGUCGCUGCCAUUUAGCUCUAGUUGUGAAUGAUACUAAUAUCACUGCUUGACCCAUUUGAACAGGCCCAAUGAGGUGAAGCAAAGCUAAUAUCUCCCACAUUUUCCUCACUAGUUUGUAACAAUGAGUUAUUUAUCCUGCGGUACAGUAAAUUGCACUGUUGUCCUCACGAAGCUGUCAAUUUGUGUGACUAUAAAGCCUGCAUUGGAUGCGAAUGCAACAAAACGAUUUUUAAGGAGUGACACCCAUAUUUAACAGCACCCGAUAAAUUUUGAUAUACUGUGUACUUUUGGUACACUAGGUUUGCUGGUAUACUUAUUGUGGAAAUAUGCAGAUGAUGUAAAACUUGGUCUCAGCGCAUGACAUUGUGGUUGGAAAAUGUGACAUCUUAAAGAUGGUCAUUGUGUUAUAUUGGUACAUGACUUGUUUCUGGUCACCCUAUCAGUUUUCCAUGGCAAGGAAAGAUUGUUUUCUCUCAAGGUGUAAUUAUUUUACAGAUUGUCAAUAAAGCAUGUGAGUGAAAUUAAGACAGUGCGACUAUGUCUGAUACGAUCGAUAUGACUAAGUUAUUGACUUUGCAUGACCUUGAGGGAAAUGAAUCAACUUUGUUACAGUACCUUGUAUAUGUAAUAUUUCUUAAUCCGAUGUAGUUCAUAUAUACAAAUGUAGUGGCAGUUUUACAGUUAAUGAUACAUUUUACCUCACAACGUUACCUGAUUCAGUAAACCGCAGUAUAUUAAGGGAGUAAGAUUUCAUCGAAUUUAUUACCCCCUCCCCUGAGCAGGAAGGGGUUAUGGAGGGACAGAAAGGAUGGAAGCAGACAGA
Molecule: messenger RNA, 3358 nt
Organism: Corythoichthys intestinalis (scribbled pipefish)
Lineage: Eukaryota; Metazoa; Chordata; Actinopteri; Syngnathiformes; Syngnathidae
Gene: dcun1d2b
Product: DCN1, defective in cullin neddylation 1, domain containing 2b
Exons: 7
Coding region: 829-1635 (268 amino acids)
Biological process (GO): protein neddylation
Cellular component (GO): ubiquitin ligase complex
Molecular function (GO): ubiquitin-like protein binding; ubiquitin conjugating enzyme binding; cullin family protein binding
Source: RefSeq, a predicted model, not a curated record